Molecule: messenger RNA, 850 nt
Organism: Phytophthora nicotianae INRA-310
Lineage: Eukaryota; Oomycota; Peronosporomycetes; Peronosporales; Peronosporaceae
Exons: 1
Coding region: 1-714 (237 amino acids)
Source: RefSeq, a predicted model, not a curated record
AUGGAGGAAAAGAAGUGCCGAGAAGCUGAAAACGAGCAUCAGCUAGCGAAGGAGAAAGAAGAGCGGCAACUACUUGAGCAAAAGAUUAAAGAGGAGGAGGAACAACAUCGAGUUCUGCAACAGAAGCUUGAAGAUGAGCAACAGCAAUUACGACAACUCCAGUUGGAAGCUGUGGAGAAGGAAGUGCACCGCCGCUUUAUACAGGCACAAGGACAGGAAGAGGGAAAUGGUCACCAUGAUGCUGAUCCUGCAGCGCCUUCUCAAGCCCCUUCAGUUGGUAAAACACGUCGAAAGGUGAUGAAGAAAGAGGCAGUAGACUUGAUCAAGACGUUGGUCCAGCAGCAGCUUGGGGAGACUCUACGUGAUCACGACGCCAAGAUGGAUGAGCUCCAACGUAUGGUUACAAGGCUACAAACGGUAGUGCGGAAACAGACUGCCAUGCUGGAAGAUUCCACAGACCAACUCAUGAAUCUGCAGUUGAAGCAGCAGCCCAUGCCUCCAAGGAGCAGUGACGCAGGAGGUGGCUCGUUCCUCCCAAGAAUCACAGGACAAUCCUCCGUUCCACGUCAGCCUAUUGCCCCGUCAGGUCUGCGUGCCCCAAGGCCUGUGAUGCUGUCGAAAUUACCAGUUUUAGCCAGCGGAGGAAGGAGGCCCAGCUACAACCAGCAGAAGCUUAAGAACAUCUCCAGUGGUAGGUCUCAACCGCAGUUUUAACCUAAAGUAGUCCGUUAAAGUCUUGGAAGAGUUUUAUCGCUCCCACCCGUAGGUCCUGUUGAUGGUUUUAACUUCGUGUACUGGUAUCUAUAAUUUGGCCCCGCGGAGCAGUAUGGUAAAAGUUUUAACGUAAAAC